AUGGCGCCAAACAAGAAAACAAUCCUUCUCUUCGGAGAUCAAACUGACUCCUGGGUGGAUGGAAUUGACCGGCUCUAUCAGGAUGCCGCCUCUACCCCUUGGCUCCAAUCCUUUCUUGAUGAUUUGGCACACGCCUUCAAGACUCACACAGUGGGUAUGGAUGCCGUCCUUCGAAACAGUCUGGGGGACUUCGCAACUCUUCAGGAGCUCGCUGAGAAAUAUCGCCACACUACCGACGACGUAGGAAUGGCCCAGGCAUUCCUGAUCUACGCUGUCAGGGCGGGGAUACUCCUAAAAUGGGCAAAGCAUGAACCAAGUCUCUUGAGUACAGACGAAAAUCGACCUGAGUGGGUUGGUAUCUCUGGCGGCCUUAUCAGUCUUUCUGUCUUGGCUGUUGCUGAAACCUUUGAGAAAUUGUAUGAAGCAUGUCUCGAGGUCGCCGGUUUACUUGCCAGAUUGUGUCGGUUCACCUCGGUCAAAUCCAGAAGUAUGGAAGAUCGCAGCGGUGCUUGGGGCUGGACUGUACUGGGCAUCGGGGCAAAUGAGCUUCGUAGUGCCCUGGAUCAGUAUCAGCAAAGCAUGGGAAUUCCACCGAUCAAAAGAGCACAGGUGGCAGUGACGGGACAUCGAUGGAAUACGAUUGUCGGACCACCAUCUAUUCUUCAGCUUAUUGUCAAGGAAUGCCCGGCUAUCAGAUCGCUCCCUAAGAAUGAGCUCAACAUCCAUGCAUUGCAGCAUACCGUGGUUACUAGCCGAGCUGAUCUUGACUAUAUUGUUGGAGAUUCAACUCUCCUGAGUCAACAUCUUUCUCUCCCCUUCACGCUUUGGGGCAUGGAUGAUCCUAGAGCUCACUAUUCGACUUGGGGUGAUAUGCUGAGAGCAAUCUGCUCACAAGCCUUGUCUCGACCCUUGGACAUUACACAUGUUGUCAAUCAAUUGAGCUCCAAGCUAAGAUCCUUCCCCCAGCUCGAUGUCAAAUCGAUUGGCCCAUGCAGCCACUUAUCAUACUUGACCAAUGCUUUGAAGUCGGCCGGAAGAACCGUCUCUGUUGCAGACGACCAUCCACCCAGUACGCCUCCAAAGCAACUUCCAGGACGUAUCGCUAUUGUGGGUAUGGCUGGAAGAGGCCCCGGUAGCGAUAACGUGGAGGAGUUUUGGAAUGUCAUCAUGUCCAAGCUCGAUCUCUGCGAGGAAAUACCCGAAGAUCGCUUCAAUCUGGCAGAGUUCUACCGCUCUAAACAAGACAGCGGGUGUACGACAACAACAAAGUUCGGGUGUUUUAUGGACAAGCCGGGGCACUUUGACAACCGCUUCUUUCAUAUAUCACCUCGAGAAGCGCUUUUGAUGGACCCAGGCCAUCGACAGUUCUUGAUGACUACAUAUGAAGCUCUCGAAAUGGCUGGGUACUCGGACGGCGCGACAAGGGCUGUAGACCCAGCUAGGAUUGCCACCUUUUUUGGACAGUGCAACGACGACUGGCAUGAUGUGAGCCACCAUACUCUUGGAUGCGACGCCUACACUCUGCAAGGAGUUCAACGUGCUUUCGGAGCUGGACGCAUUGCUUUCCAGUUCAAGUGGGAAGGCCCAACCUACUCACUUGACUCGGCUUGUGCUUCCACUGCAUCGUCCAUACAUCUCGCAUGUACCAGUCUUCUCGCGAAGGAAACAGAUAUGGCCGUCGCUGGAGCAGCCAACGUGGUUGGAUAUCCACAUUCAUGGACCAGCCUCAGCAAAUCCGGUGUAUUGUCCGACACGGGCAACUGCAAGACCUUCCGCGACGACGCUGAUGGCUAUUGCCGAGCCGACUUUGUUGGAACCGUUGUUCUCAAGCGCCUUGAAGAUGCCAUCGCACACAAUGACAAUAUCCUGGCAGUUGUAGCUGCAUCGGGAAGAAAUCACUCUGGCAACUCUUCCUCAAUCACAACAUCCGAUGCCAAAGCCCAGGAAAAGCUGUAUCGAAAAAUGAUGCACAACGCAAGAGUAUCUCCAAACGAUAUCUCCUAUGUCGAGAUGCACGGCACUGGCACAAAAGUCGGUGAUCCAGCCGAGAUGGGUGCUUUGGCAAGCUUGUUUUCACACAGACGUACCCCGAAGCCUGUGGUGGUUGGAGGCGUCAAAGCAAAUGUCGGACACAGCGAAUCUGCUGCUGGAGUGGCUUCACUGCUCAAGUGUAUCAUGAUGUUCCAGAAGAACAUACUACCCCCGCAAGCAGGCAUGCCCCAUGCCCUGAAUCCCAAUUUUCCACCUCUCUCUGAAAUCAAUAUCGAGAUACCAUCGGAACCAAGCACGUUCGAGUCACCAGUGUCUCAGCCGAGGCGAAUCCUCCUGAACAAUUUUGAUGCAGCGGGUGGCAACGCAUGUAUCCUACUCGAGGACUUUGCGAACAAUGUGGCCAAGAACAGCGAUCCACGAGUGCAUCAUACUGUGGUUACUUCCUCUAGAACACAGGCAUCCUAUCACGGUAACAAAGCCAAGCUCUUACAAUGGCUUCGCGAGAACCCAGGAGCAAGGAUCGAAGAUGUGGCCUAUACAACCACCGCCAGAAGGACCCACCAUCCCAUACGCUUCGCAGUUACAGCAUCGUCAACUCAGGAACUUAUCAGCAAGCUCGAGGCAGAUACUGCAGACAGCCCAGCCGCCCAGAAAUCCCCUGUCGUUUUCGUUUUCACGGGUCAGGGAUCUCAUUAUGCUGGUAUGGGUAGUGAGCUGUAUGAGACCAGUCCAGUCUUUCGGGAGACUGUGAAUCUCUGCGCAACUAUCUGUGAAGAACAGAACUUCCCCCCAUUUCUGGAUCUCAUCACUCAAAGUGAUAGUGAGAUAUCCGACAAGACUACUCUGGAGGUGCAACUCGCCGUUCUCACGCUAGAAAUUGGUCUUGCUGCCCUCUGGAGGUCUAUUGGCAUCCAGCCAUCCGUGGUCAUCGGUCAUUCGCUGGGAGAGUACGCGGCUCUCCAUGUUUCUGGGGUUCUUUCCCUAGCUGAUGUCCUCUAUCUGGUCGGUCAGCGAGCCUUUUUGAUCUUGCAGAGAUGUGAGAUAAACACAAGCGCCAUGCUUUCUGUUGCCAUGCCUGUCACAGACACUCAUGCCUUCCUCGAAGCACAGGCAGAUCCCUCCUGCGAGAUAGCCUGUGUCAACAGUACAAAUGCUUCGGUGAUCAGUGGAAGCAUAGAAAACAUUACAGAACUACAAGCAGGUCUCAAGGCACGAUCGAAAAUGCUUUCAGUACCUUAUGGUUUCCACUCGUCCCAGAUGGAUCCUAUUCUGGCUGACUAUGCCGCACUCGCUGGUGGUGUCACAUUUUUAGAACCAAAGGUCCCAGUUGCCUCAACAUUGCUUGCAUCCUUGGUCGACACCUCUGGCACAUUCCACGCGGGUUACAUGGCACGGCAAUGUCGACAGCCAGUCAAUUUUGUUGGCGCUCUUGAGGCAAUUCAAUCCAACUACUCAGAUCCUGUCUGGCUCGAGAUUGGACCGAGUCAGGUUUGUUCCUCUUUUGUGAGAGCCACUUUAUCACCGUCUCCGAGCAAGAUCCUGUCUACCCUCGACAAGGGUACCAAUGCGUGGUUGUCUCUAGGGAAAUGCAUGUCCAGUCUCUACAAGAAUGGCGCAACGAUAGAUUGGCUUGCUCUUCAUCAACCAUAUGUUGACAACCUUAAGCUUCUUAACCUCCCGACAUACGCUUGGGACCUCAAGGACUUUUGGAUCAGAUACACAGAGACAAAAGAUCAACUGCCAACCUCAAUCGCGAAUGGUCAUGAGACAUUCAAGGCCAACAUAUCUACCUGUGCACAGCAAGUUGUUGAGCACAUUUCCCCACCAAACAUGAAGGUCACCUUCCGAGCAUCACUUUCCGAUCCAGGAUUCAAAGCCUUGAUUGACGGCCACAGGUUGAGAGAUAGGUCUGUGUGUCCAGGAAGCGUUUUCUCUGAGGCUGGGUUAGCUGCAGUGAGCCAUGUCCUGCAACUGCAUCCUUCCAAGAGCCUGAAGAAUCCCGCCUUGGUUCUUCGAAAUCUCAGUCUUAAGCGUCCACUGACCUACGAUCUCGUUGGACCAGACGGUGAACUCAUCACUGUUGUGGCCCCUGAGGGUUCAUCCAAUGAUACUUUCAAGGUCGCAUGGAAAGCUUCCAAGGGAAACGUCUCCUACUCUCUGGGUGAUUGUAUGGUGGCAGCUUGCGAUGGCCAGCUAAUCCAGGCUCGUUGGGAUAAGGUUUCAUACUUUAUCAGAUCCAGAGUGGAUGAGAUUGUCGCAUCGUCAAAGAGCGGGAUCAGCCACCGCCUCCAACCUCAGAUUCUUUACGGCUUAUUCGCCAACACAGUAAAGUAUGAUGCCGCUUUCAAGUGUAUCCAAGAGGCAUAUAUAUCGAGCGACUUUCAAGAGGCUGCUGCGGUAAUUGUGCUCAACUCUGAUCCAGUGGGCACAAAGUUCGCAGCCUCGCCCUACUGGGGUGAAAGUCUUGUCCAUCUUGCUGGAUUCGUCGUCAAUUCGAAUCCUAGCCGUCAGAACCAGGACACGACGUUCAUGAUGGAUGGCUUUGAAAGCUUUGAACAGACUGUUGUCCCUGAGCCGGGAAAGCCAUACCAUACGUAUGUUAGGGUGACAGGAACUGAGAGCGCUUCAAUCGUCUGCGAUGUCUACAUUUUCGAUGAAGGCAAGCUGAUCAUGCAUUGCGCUGGCCUUCAUUUCCAUGAGGUUGAGAAUGCUAUACUUGAUCAGCUUCUGGGAGGCACCAACACCAGCAACACCACCAGAGAUCAGCCUGCUCCUAUCAUGCCCCGGAAAGAAGUUCCAAAGCCAGUGCAUACCGCUGAAAAGGCUGAGGCAGUCAACAAUGACUCACAAUCGGAUGCUGGAGUCCUCGAUAGCAUUCUGAAGGUUAUCAGCAAGGAGACAGGAUCAGACUUGGCUGAUUUCCAAGAUGACACGUUGAUUGCAGACCUUGGAGUCGAUUCUAUUAUGGCGAUCGAGAUUGCAAGCCAGGUUACUGAAGAAACCGGGCUAGAUCUUCUUCCUUCCUUCAUCAUAGACUAUCCCGCUAUUGGAGACCUUCGUCGGGCGUUUGCUCCCAAGUCUACGCACACCUCACUUGACAAUGACUUGUCAAGGCCAUCUCUGGUCGAUGACACUUCUCAGGCGAUGCAAAGCUCAGGCUCAGAGUCCUUUGACCAGCCACCAACAAGUGUCACAUCAACAUCGGACUCGGGUAGCAUUGUGAAGAUUGACCUUGGGCCUGAUGAUGACUCCCCAGCCCCCAAGAUCAAGAUCACCUUGCUUCAAGGACGUCCAGGCAAUGGAAGAACACCUUUCUAUCUCAUAGCUGACGGAACGGGCACGAUAGCCACCUACAUCCAUUUGCCUCAGUUCAAAUCGCAGAUGCCUAUUUACGGCAUUGACUCACCAUUCCUCCGCUGCCCAACAAGGUUUACCACUGAUGUUGGAAUCACGGGAGCUGCGAGGUUCAUCACGGAAGCUUUGAUGAAGGCUCAGCCGGAGGGAGAUUUUGUACUUGGUGGAUUCUCUGGAGGUGCUAUGCUUGCAUACGAGGUUUGUCGACAGCUGGCAGCCGCCAACCGGAAAGUGGACAGUCUUAUGCUUAUCGACAUGUGUUCCCCCCGUUCCAAGACCGUUGAGGAUAAGAACGAUAUCGGUUGGGCCAUCUUCGAGAGCAUAUCCCGCCAGAAUGGCCUUUGGAGAUCAACAGACAUGACUCGACAACAUCUCCAAGCCAUAUUUGCUGCCGUUGCUACAUACCAUCCACAGCCUUUGAACGCUAGCGAGCGACCUAAACGGACAGCAAUUAUCUGGGCCGAAAAGGGCAUGAUUGAUAGAUGUGCUGGAGACUCUGAACUUAUGCAGAAGCUGGCUAAGCGAGGCAUCCCAACUGAGCCAUACCCCAAGUUUAUGGAAGAUUCUGAACUUGGCCCAGUUGCUUGGGGUCUUCCUCACAAGACCAAGAAGGACUUGGGACCGAAUGGAUGGGAAAGGUAUAUUGGAGAUGCUCUCUGUUUAUCCAUGCCUGCGGAUCAUCUCGAGAUGCCUAUGCCUGGGCAUGUGCACCUACUACACGAGAAGAUGACCCGAGCAUUUGAGUUCUUUAGCGAGACAAAGUAA
Fusarium pseudograminearum CS3096 is the source of this 6111-nucleotide messenger RNA. It is a transcript of the gene PKS13, whose product is annotated as PKS13. The transcript has 5 exons. Lineage: Eukaryota; Fungi; Ascomycota; Sordariomycetes; Hypocreales; Nectriaceae. The record is from RefSeq and is a predicted model, not a curated record. Gene Ontology annotation, biological process: secondary metabolite biosynthetic process; fatty acid biosynthetic process. Bases 1 to 6111 code for a protein of 2036 amino acids. Gene Ontology annotation, molecular function: 3-oxoacyl-[acyl-carrier-protein] synthase activity; fatty acid synthase activity; phosphopantetheine binding.